CUGACGUCGUUGCCAUGGCAACCGAGGAGCCCGCUUUCCCUGGCCCAACCUGGAGCUUGCGGCCUGACUGGGUCAGUGCUGGUCCUCUCGCAGAGCCCAGGACAUCUGGGGCGGCGUAGCCACCAUGCCCAGUGAAACUCUCUGGGAAAUUGCAAAAGCUGAAGUGGAAAAAAGGAGAAGUCAUGGAAGUGAAGGGGAUGCAGCUGAAGUUGGAGAAAAAUCUGUUUUUUUCAUUGGCAGUAAAAAUGGGGGAAAGACUACUAUUAUUCUAAGGUGUCUUGACAGGGAUGAGCCAGCAAAGCCCACUUUAGCUUUGGAGUAUACGUACGGAAGAAGAACAAAGGGACACAACACACCAAAGGACAUUGCUCACUUUUGGGAACUGGGCGGAGGAACCUCUCUAUUGGACUUAAUCAGCAUACCCAUCACCAGUGAUACCUUAAGGACAUUUUCUAUUGUUCUCGUUUUGGAUCUUUCCAAACCUAAUGACCUUUGGCCCACCAUGGAAAAUCUGCUGCAAGCCACAAAAAGCCACGUAGACAAAGUGAUAAUGAAGCUGGGGAAGAUGAACUCCAAAGCCGCCUCCGAGAUGAGGCAGAGGAUGUGGAGCGCUAUGCAAAAGGACCAUCCGGAUCGUGAAUUAAUUGACCCAUUUCCGAUACCUCUGGUCAUAAUUGGAAGUAAAUAUGAUAUUUUUCAGGAUUUUGAUCCUGAGAAGAGAAAGGUGAUAUGCAAGACGCUUCGGUUUGUUGCGCAUUAUUAUGGCGCCUCCCUGAUGUUUACAAGCAAAUCAGAAGCUCUGUUACUAAAAAUCCGUGGUGUUAUCAACCAACUGGCAUUUGGUAUUGAUAAGAGCAAAUCGAUGUGUGUGGAUCAGAAUAAACCACUGUUUAUCACAGCAGGAUUGGAUUCUUUAUGUCAAAUAGGGUCCCCUCCUGUUCCUGAUAGUGACAUUGGAAAGCUUCAGGCCCACUCGCCAAUGGAGCUGUGGAAAAAGGUGUAUGAGAAGCUCUUCCCGCCAAAGAAUACCAGCACACUGAAGGCGAUCCAGGACCCUGCCCGAGAUCCACAGUAUGCGGAAAGUGAAGUUGAUGAGAUGAGAAUUCAGAAGGAUCAGGAACUAGAGCAGUACAAGAGAAGUUCUUCCAAGACUUGGAAACAAAUUGAGCUGGACUCUUGACCCUGAUUCACUAUUGUGGAUUUACGUCUUCCUUACCAAGUUCAAGUCAGUCACAAUUUCCAAGGACCACAUCUCCCCACAAGCUGGACUAGCAAAGGACUGCGAACAGCUGUCAUUGCACUUGGAGCCUGGGGAGAGGCGAGGGCCUCAGAUGGAAUGGUGUUCGAAGACAGCACUUCUCAAUUGUCCAUGGCGGGCAGGCCUGCCCUUCAACCCUUUCCCCACUGACAUCUGACUAUCUGCUAAUAAAGUAGUCCCGGACCUUAAAGACCACUAUUCCUAGGAUGACAAGAAAUGGGAUGAAUGCAUAUAAGAUCAGAAAGUUUGCUGUGAAUCUGGAUGUGGCACCUGGGCAGGUUUUCUCGAUGAACUGGAUUCCUUGGGUGAUGGUACACAUUGGGUUAAUUACCACAGAGGAAUUAGAGCCACCUGCCAAAGAAAAGAUUGACAGUGUCAGCUCUGAUGAACUUGGGUUAUUUCCUCACAAAUAUUUCUCUGAAGUUCAGAAAGUGUUCAGCACUCUAAGUAGCCUUCCUCAUGAAAGACACACAAUGUUUUAGAGGAUCCAGAAUUAACCGUAAAAUGAAGCAAGAGUCAGUCUGGGAGAUCCUGGCUUGAUUUGAAGAUGGAAAAAGUAUUUACUUAUGUCUUGAGACUAGAUCCAUUACCCUAUUUCUGAUCUUCAACUGCCAUCAUAUAUCCUAAAAUUACUGAUGUUGCCAUCUGAACAUACUUAACCACUGAACUCUCCAGUGGCCACAGGCACCUGUUGUUCCCACUGCCCCGUCAUGGCACUGGAAGUUGACCUUUGUCAUAAAAAAUGGGUUUUCUCAACUGUAUUCUGUACACAUUUGGGGGAACAAGAGGCCACAUUAGCUUGCUUUGGUGUGUUCGGUAGAUAGGAACUGGGCCUAUCUAGAAUACGCUGGCCAUUGCAUAGACCUGCCACUUUCUAAGAAUAUCACAGUGCCCUUAAGCUGUUGACCACAGGACACUUACUUGACCACUGAACAUUUUCCUUUGAAAAUCAGAGAUAAUGGGCUGGGGCUGGAGAGAUGGCUCAGAGUAAGAGCACUUCUACUUGUGGAGGACAUGGGUUUGGUCCCAGGACCCACUUGCUGCUUAUAGCUGUUUUUAACUCCAUUUCUAUGGGAUCUGACAUGUCUUCUGGCCUCCACCAGCAACUGGGUUUCACACAGCAUGCAUGCAUACGUACACGUAAGCAAAACACUCACAAAAUAAAUAAAUCUUUCAAUUUUG
Molecule: messenger RNA, 2440 nt
Organism: Meriones unguiculatus (Mongolian gerbil)
Lineage: Eukaryota; Metazoa; Chordata; Mammalia; Rodentia; Muridae
Gene: Dync2li1
Product: dynein cytoplasmic 2 light intermediate chain 1
Exons: 14
Coding region: 125-1180 (351 amino acids)
Biological process (GO): intraciliary transport involved in cilium assembly; intraciliary retrograde transport
Cellular component (GO): cytoplasmic dynein complex; ciliary basal body; axoneme
Molecular function (GO): dynein heavy chain binding
Source: RefSeq, a predicted model, not a curated record